GGCUGUCUGUGCUGUGUUUGACAGGUGAAUAACCUCAAACUUCUAUGGUGAACCGGCGUUAUUUGCCGAGAGACUCCCGCGGUGUAAGAUGUCGGUAAAAGUCCAGAAGAUCACGGAGCCACUGCUGCUGGGCGAGGGUCCACACUGGGACGAGAAGCAACAGGCGCUGUUCCUCGUCAGCAUACAGGAACACACCAUCCACAAAUACGUGCCUUCCACUGGAGUGCACACGAAGACUAAAGUUGGUGGUCGUGUCGGCUUCAUAGUCCCGGUAGAGGGCACCACUGAUCAGUUCCUGGUGGGCGUAGAGCGCAAGUUCCAAGUGAUCAGGUGGGAUGGGGCUGAUGGGAGCCCAGCAACAGUGGUCAAGGAGCUUGGAGAGGUGGACAAUGACGUACCCACCAACAGAAUCAACGAUGGCAAAGCUGAUCCCAAGGGCAGAGUGUUUGCAGGAACAAUGGGCCACGAAGAUCCUCCAGGGAACUUCAACAUGAACAAAGGCAGCCUGUUCCGAUUGGAUGGAGGCAAGGUGACCAAGGUAGUCAGCCAGGUCAGCAUCUCCAACGGCCUGGCCUGGGACCUCCGGGAGAAGGCCAUGUACUACACUGACUCCCUCGAGAAGAAUAUCAGGAGAUACGAUUAUGAUGUGGAUACAGGAGAGAUUUCCAACGUCAAGUACAUCUUUGAUUUCGAAAAGAACAAGAUCGAAGGUGUUCCUGAUGGCACAACCAUCGAUACUGACGGUAACUUGUGGGUGGCUGUCUUUGACGGCUCCUGCAUACUCAAAAUUAAUCCCAGAAGUGGGGAGCUGCUACAGAAAGUCCCCAUCCCAGCGUUGCAAGUGACCUCGGCCACUUUUGGGGGUCCCAACUACGACAUAUUGUUUGUUACGACUGCUAGUCUCAACAUUCGUGGACCCCAAGAUCCCCCUUGUGGGUCCACCUUCAUGGUCACCGGACUGGGAGUCAAAGGAUUCCCUAAUGUUAACUUUAAGCUUUAACUAUUUAACAUU
This is a messenger RNA of Spodoptera exigua (beet armyworm), 1012 nucleotides long. The record is from the annotation of a GenBank genome assembly. NCBI's taxonomy places the organism in Eukaryota, Metazoa, Arthropoda, Insecta, Lepidoptera, Noctuidae.